Cadophora gregata is the source of this 639-nucleotide messenger RNA. RefSeq lists its product as uncharacterized. The transcript is spliced from 2 exons. The coding region runs from base 1 to 639 and encodes 212 amino acids. Lineage: Eukaryota; Fungi; Ascomycota; Leotiomycetes; Helotiales; Ploettnerulaceae. The record is from RefSeq and is a predicted model, not a curated record.
AUGGCUGCACCCAGCAAAAUGAAUCAAAGUACACUCGAGCUCUGCUACAAAGUCAAAUGUCCUGCUCACAUACCAUGCUUGUCGGCCGCCGCUUCCAGCAAGCCACCACUAUCUCCAGGAUCCACAGUCUCCUCAUCAUACCGACCACAUCUUCCAACAUCAUCACUACCAACAUGCUCACUCACUCGUCUCAUCUCGCACCCUCUCACCACCUGCUUCAUCUUCCUCGCCGCAUUCACACUCCUCGUCUACGGCCUCUACCUACUAACGCCGAACCUUCGCUCGCCAAAACAGAAACCACUCCGCUCGACGCCGCUGAUGGAGUAUAAUCGGGCAUUUGAGAGUCUAGUGGAGGAUCUAAAUAGGGUAAUAGAAUUGGGAGGGCACGAGGAAGUUUUGAGGGAGUAUGAGAGAUGGGAGAGAACUAGGAAUGGAAUGAGGGGAGGAUUUGGAACGGUAGAGCAUGUUGGCGAGAUUUUAGAGGGCUUGAGAAAUGUGGAUAUCGUUGGAAAAUUUAGAGAUGAAGCAGGCAGAAAAAAGCAGAAGGAGACAAUACGAAAGAGGAAGGAGUUGGACAUCAAUGUCGGAAGGCCGAGGGACCAGAGAGUGGGAUUGAGCAGGAGAGCGACGACUUACUGA